AUGCUUUGUGCAUCUAAAGGCCUUCGUCGUCCUCUCCUCUUCCUCCUCCUCCUCCUCCUCUAUCCUCUGGGCCCAGCUGAGCUGGAGGAGGUGGAGGAGGUGCCAGUGGAGGUCAUCGUCGACAGCUCCCCCUGCAGCUCCACCUGUGGGCUGGGGCUCAGAACUCAAACCCUGUGUUUGAUGAAACACAGCAGGGCAGAGAUGGAGGAGGCCGGAGAAGGGACGGAGGUGUCGGAGGUGUGUCGUGUCCACAAGGUGAAGUGUCAGGAGUCGUGGAAGUGCGGCCUCACCACGAUGACAGUGACCUCAGGACGGAGGCUGGAGCUCGACUGUCUGGGAGAAGUGAUGGAGGCGAUGGGGACGUUCUCGUGGAGGGUUUCGUGGCGUUACGCUCGAGGGAUCAUCACCUCUGACGACUCUCUGUUUGCUCGCUGGGAAGCUCCUCAGCUGGACCGCGUGGUUCUGGACCCGGUCCGAGAGGAGGACGCAGGAACUUACCUCUGUGACGUGCAGGACGCCAGGCUCCGCAGGGUGAAGAGGGUUUACUGGGGCGUCCGGGUUCUUCCUGCUGGGAUCCUGAAUCUGGAUUAAAGAGGCGCUGAGGCCGAGUCAGGCUCAACUGGAAACCUUCGAUACUGACGAGUCGUUGAUUAGUGUCGAGAAAUAUUUCACAAAACUUGACAGACACUUAGUUUGAACAUUAAAGUCAAUGUUGGUUGU
Messenger RNA from Paralichthys olivaceus (Japanese flounder), 720 nucleotides. It is a transcript of the gene tmem81, whose product is annotated as transmembrane protein 81. The record is from RefSeq and is a predicted model, not a curated record. Lineage: Eukaryota; Metazoa; Chordata; Actinopteri; Pleuronectiformes; Paralichthyidae.